Messenger RNA from Hyalella azteca, 4500 nucleotides. It is a transcript of the gene FANCI, whose product is annotated as Fanconi anemia group I protein. The transcript has 14 exons. Gene Ontology annotation, biological process: DNA repair. The coding region runs from base 240 to 4238 and encodes 1332 amino acids. Lineage: Eukaryota; Metazoa; Arthropoda; Malacostraca; Amphipoda; Hyalellidae. The record is from RefSeq and is a predicted model, not a curated record. Gene Ontology annotation, molecular function: DNA polymerase binding.
CCCGGCGGGAAGGGAAUUCUACGUGCGUGUACACGGUCUUCUCGAGAGCCAGAGCCUACAAGUCUACGACGAAUUUGCAAGGCUCCAUUGAUUUCAAAUGAAGAAAAAAAAUCUUGCACGCCAGCAGACUUUGAUAAUGAUGAACUGAAAGAACUAACCGUAGGCGUAGCUGCCUGGCAUCGAUCGAAAAUGCAGAGAUAUACAUAAAGAAAAACGUAAUAUUAUUAUUAAAUAUAACAAUGCUGAAAAAGUACCAAUUAUUAAUCAAGAAAGAAGAUUAUUCCAAUUUGGAAAAUCUUCUGAUUCAAGAUUCAGAUCAACAUGUGAUAAAGAUUCUCUCUCAGGAGCUGAAGGAGCCUCAUGGCGUCUCUCUUGCUGAUGGUUUACUGACUGCCCUCAAAGGUGUCACACGAGAGAGUUUGUCUCUUCGAACCAAGGUCUAUGAGACAUUGUUUGAGCUGGUGCGAGUGGAGUCCAGUGAUACUGGAGCUACUAUAAAUGAGCAUGUAUUGGGAGGACUAACAGGAGUCCUACUGCGGCAGCUAGACCAGUUCCCAACGCACUGCCUACUGCCUUUUGUUGACCAGUACAUUGAGCUCGCCAAGUUGGGCGAGCCACUCCAUGGCCGAUGGCUAGAUAUAUUGCCGAAGCUUGUGUGCACCAUCAGCAAACGACAGGACAUAAUAUUGGGCGGGACGCGGGAAAUGACUGGUGAAGACUUCAAGUAUCAUGUCAUUCAGACCUUCUGUGAGCAAACAUGGCCUGCCACCACCACCUCCAGCUUACUGGUGGCAUUCAAAGAGAUGAACUUAGAGAAACAGGAGCUUACCGACAUAGUUCUGAAGGUAGAGCGCGUGCUACGCUCUCUCGAGUACCAGAACGUGCCGCCCAUUAUCUAUCAGCUCGUGCUGCUCACCCAAUCAAAGAUCCCAGGAGCUGCUAUCAGAACUGUCGAAGCUUAUUUCCGAGAGCAGGAGAAGAAAAUGCUAGCAGAGCAACCGCAACCUAUAGCCUCAAUGGAUGAAAUUAACUCUGCUGAAGUGACGGACCAACAGAUCAAUACUGAUAGAGCUCAGAGGGACUUGCGCGAGGCACAAGGAACCGUCAUCUUGCAUGUCACGCAUCUGGCUCAGUUUGAUCCAAGCAUUGCUAAGGACUACAUCAAGCUCCUCAAAACUGCUCGCUGGCUCCCUCAUGUUCUUUUUUCUCCAUUCAAUCUCUCUCUUGCACUCUCUCUGGCCUCCAUUGAACGAUACCAAGACCAGGUGGUCGAGGCUGUAUGCAAGAGCAUUCAUCACAGUUUGCUGCUGGCACAAAAGAGUCGUCACAGUGCGUGGCUACGCAGAGUGUGGCCCCUAGCAGUGGAUCUGCAGAAUGUCUUGCGUACCACAAUAGUCAACAGUGCUCAAGGCUGGCAGCAGGUGUGUAGCGGUGUGUGUGUGGUGCUGCUCAGCCUCCUGGAAGGGGGAGCUGGUGUACGUGAUGAAGCUGCCAGUCUGGGGGUAACGUGUUUACCCUUGCUGCUGUCAUCUCAUCCCCAGACAGCUCCACACUGCCUCAAACAAAUUGCUAACUGCUCUCUCAUCGCCUCGCGCCCUCGACACUAUCUUGCUGCCCUGAGCCGCAUCGGUCGCUGUUCUCCGAUGGUUCUUGUUGAACAUCAAAGUCUUGUAAGGGAGCUGCUGCUGGAGCAGCUGCAACACCACCAACCAGCCACGGCCGUCUCCAUCCUGCACGCUCUCAGCAACACGUUCCGUAUGGAUGUACCUCUCAGAGAUGCCCUCAUGUUGACUCUCAGGAAGAUGCUCUUCUCAAGGACUGUCCACUGUCGGGUGGUUGCUGUGCAAGGGCUGCUUUUGCUUCUGCGACACUUGCGUGUUGAGACAACCCUCUCCUCAUCUCAGGCGUCAUUCUCCUUCUCUUCAGCGCUGUCACAAAUAAGUGCUACUGCUGCUCAAGUACAUGGGAGUGACCUGGGCCAGCACGAAAGUCUGUGUUAUGAACUGCUCGCCCUGUUGCGUCGUUGCUUUUCUCAACAACAUGAGGUGCGCUCAGCUCUCUACAAGGGGCUCUACGACGUGUGCCGUGCAAACCGCAAGCUCACUGUGAACAUUCUAGGUCUCCUCCUGCAACAUCUCUCAGCGUUCAUUGACACACGACCUGCUUGCUUAAAUCCAAUUGUGGUGAAAGACUUGGUGACGCUACAAGGAGACAGUUGGAUCUUACAGGAGCCUCUCGGUGACCUGCUAUCAGUUAUUGCUGCUUGUAAAGUGUUUUAUCGCGAGCUGGAGGAAAAUCCUGCGCAUUCAAAAAGUCUUCUGGAUGAUGACGAAGACGAUGCAAAUUCGCCCGAAAUCCUCAACGAUGUUUGCCGCACUUUCGAUGUGCUCGAACAAAAGCUGUCCACGUGUGAACUGAAUGAUCUAGAUUUCGAUAACAAUACCGAUUUUUCACUUUCUGCAUUGGGACAAAAGAAUCAGUUGCUGGCCCAGAUUAUGUUCUCUGUUUAUGAUGCUGUAAUCGGUCACACAUUUUUGUGCGAUGUCAGCCGUCCAAAAGAAAAAAUGCAACUUUGCGUGGAUCUUUUCAAGAAGCAGAGGAAAAUUGUGGAGCUUGUAAAGGUGAAAAGCGCAAAAUCAACUGCAUCCAAGAAAGGAGAAGGAACUUCCAAAGGGAAAGGCCGAGUCAGCUCAAAGAAUGAAGUUGAUUUCAAAUCGAUCUUACGGCUCUCUGUGGUGACAGAAAUGCUUGCUUUGUGCCUCUGUGAAGGAGAAGGCGAGCAAACCGACCUCCCAUUCGCAGAAUGCCAAGAACUUCAGGCAUAUCUUUUGUCUUGCGUGGAGAGCCACGUUUCCGCACACUCGAACUUGUCAAUUCAGGAGCGCGACCGUCACCUUCCUUAUCUACGUCGUCUGGCUCGUCUCCUGUUUGUGGAAUGUUUUGAGCUCUGCGGCCGCGUUGACCCUGACGACGAAAGAGAAGUUGCGAAAUUACACACAUGUGUUAACAUUGUGCACUCGCUCAUGGACAAUUUUGUGAAGCACCACGGAGACAAACUCGAACAAAUUUUGAAGGAUAUCACGAACAAAUCAGCCAGUAAUGAUGUUAACACAUUGGCAUUUCUGGUAGUGAAAGGAUGCCAAAAAAUGCUCGUGAGGCUCUUGGGAAUAGAAGAUAACCAAGCCCUUAUGAAGGAUUCAACUACCAUAGUUCAGAUCAUUGCCCAAGUCGUGUGUAUCAUUAAUCAUGAUGCUGAAGAACUCCAGAAAGCCUAUGAAUGGGUUGAGAAAUUUUCCAAAGAGAAAAGCAUCGGUUAUGUCCCUCUUUGUGAAGCAAUUAUGAAACUUCUGCUUUUCUUGUCUGACCAAAUUAAUGCACGCCACAAUCUUGAUCAGCACUUGGCUCGUGACAUUUACCACUGUUUGGGAGACAACGAUGAGAGCGUCAUAGUGAGUGAUACCCGCAUCGAAUUCAGCAUAAUUUCCGAGUCGACGGUUACGGGAAGCAUCAGUGUGCUUAUGGCGCAUCUGGAUAGCUCUUUGGCCAUCACUGAGAUGUCACUCAAUAAAAUGAGAGCUCAUCUUUGUACGCCCACAGACUAUCCAUCAGACAAGGUUGAAGAAAAUGUAAACAUUAAGUUGGGUGUCAUCAUUAAAGCUAUGAACGAGGUCGUGCGAUCAGCCCUUCCACUUGGACCCGUUAUGGAUUUGGUGAUUAAAAAGGCUGAGAAAAUUUACGGUAUAAUGGCGCUUUACAUUCGUUACUACCUCGACUUGUUCAGAGUUAAGAAUUAUCCUCAGAUAUCAGAGAAGUUCGAGCGUUUGGUGCACAUGUCUGGGGAGCUGCUGUCCGAGCCUCUCUACCUAUUCCUUAACUACGUGGAAGAAGCGCGCAGUGGCGAUCGAAACAUCGCCCUUCAAACAGCAAUGAAGGAGUCCAAACUCAUCCCUGCUCUUGUAUUCGCCAUCGAAAAGUAUGAAAAGCUUGUCAUUCAACUUUCCAAGCGUUCUAAAGUCAAUUUAAUGACAGGAAUGAAGUUGAGCACCCUGAGAGAUUUCAAAAUUGAAACUAACAAACUUGAGCGCUUGAACAACAGUAACGAUGAUCAGGAAGAGCGGGAAGAUGCAGAAGAACACGCUCCUGCCUCUUCCGAUGAGAAAACCAUUCCAAAGAAGAGGAAGGCUUCGGCCGACCCCAACAAUGCCUCUCAAAAAAGACGAAAGCUUCAAUCCAAAUGAGAGAGUGUUAAGUUUGUUGAGCUUCUGUGUCAAGUUUGUUGAGCAUCAUUGCCGAACUUCGAGAAAAAUGACAGUGACCUGUUAUGACGCAAAAUCCGUUGUCUGAUGGUAAUUAUCACCGUGUAAACACAGAGGAAUCGGUUUCUAAAUAUGUUGUUUUCUAAUGUUUACAAAUGAUGUACAGAAUAUCUUUUCUCAUUUAAGAUAAAGGAACAUAUAUUCUUUGUAACUGAACUAAAAAUUAAUUAUUUGCCUUAACGGG